Cylicostephanus goldi is the source of this 215-nucleotide messenger RNA. The record is from the annotation of a GenBank genome assembly. NCBI's taxonomy places the organism in Eukaryota, Metazoa, Nematoda, Chromadorea, Rhabditida, Strongylidae.
AUGUAUGACACUGAACUGUUCAGUGGUCCUAUAGACUACUACGUAGAUGGCAAAUUAUAUUACUGGUUAAACGCUAUCUCCUCGUUUUCGAUCAGCGCUUCCGCUAUCGGAGAAGAAGAUGUUAAGUUCGACGUUAACAAUGAUUUAGUCGAUUAUGCAAAUGUAAGUACUUGGGCAUUCUUAGAAACUUGCAAAGGACGAAAGAGAAACUGAAU